This is a messenger RNA of Dipodomys ordii (Ord's kangaroo rat), 2797 nucleotides long. It is a transcript of the gene Cep97, whose product is annotated as centrosomal protein 97kDa. Gene Ontology annotation, molecular function: protein binding. The coding region runs from base 33 to 2606 and encodes 857 amino acids. The record is from RefSeq and is a predicted model, not a curated record. The transcript has 11 exons. Lineage: Eukaryota; Metazoa; Chordata; Mammalia; Rodentia; Heteromyidae.
CGGUUGCCUGGUGUCACCAGCGAGCCGCAAGUAUGGCGGCGGCGCGCGCCGACGGGACUUUGCCUCCGGGAGAAGGAUCAGUAGUCAAUUGGUCAGGCCAAGGACUACAGAAAUUAGGUCCAAACUUACCCUGUGAAGCUGAUGUACACACUCUGAUUCUGGAUAAAAAUCAGAUUAUUAAAUUGGAAAACCUAGAGAAAUGCAAACAAUUAAUACAGUUGUCAGUGGCUAAUAAUCGCCUGGUUCGGAUGAUGGGAGUGGCCAAACUGACUCAACUCCGAGUAUUAAAUUUACCUCACAACAGCAUUGGCUAUGUGGAAGGUCUAAAGGAACUAGUACAUUUGGAAUGGCUGAAUUUGGCAGGAAAUAAUAUUAAGGCCAUGGAGCAGAUGAAUAGCUGCACAGCUCUUCAGCACCUUGAUUUGUCAGACAAUAACAUACCCCAGAUAGGUGACUUAUCUAAAUUGAGAUCCCUGAAGACACUGCUUUUACAUGGAAACAUCAUCACCUCUCUUAGAAUGGCACCUGCUUAUCUACCCAGAAGUCUUGCUAUACUUUCUUUGGCAGAAAAUGAAAUUCGGGACUUAAAUGAGAUCUCUUAUUUGGCAUCCCUUACUGAAUUGGAGCAGUUGUCAAUUAUGAACAAUCCUUGUGUGAUGGCAACACCUUCCAUUCCAGGGUUUGACUACCGGCCAUAUAUUGUCAGCUGGUGUUUAAAUCUCAGAGUCCUUGAUGGAUAUGUGAUUUCUCAGAAGGAAAGUUUGAAAGCUGAGUGGCUCUAUAGUCAAGGGAAAGGGCGAGCCUAUCGGCCUGGCCAGCACAUUCAGCUUGUCCAGUAUCUGGCUACAGUUUGUCCUCUUACUUCUACAUUGGGCCUGCAAACUGCAGAAGAUGCCAAACUAGAGAAGAUUCUGAGUAAACAGAGGUUUCACCAGAGACAGUUGAUGAACCAAAGCCAAAAUGAAGAGUUUGCUCCUAUUGAACUAAGGGCACCCCUGUCACCUGAGCAUUCAAGCCCUGUUCAAGAUUGCCAGUUAGCCCAGGAAAAUGAACCUGUCAUCCAAGUCAACUCUUGGGUUGGAUUAAGCAGUAAUGAUGAUCAGUUAUAUGCUGUUCUGAAUAACUUUCCAGCCUCUGCAAAUACUACAAGAUAUUCUCGAAAUGACCUGCACCUAGAAGAUAUACAGACGGAUGAGGACAAGUUAAACUGUAGUCUUCUUUCUUCAGAGUCUACGUUCAUGCCAGUUGCAUCAGGACUGUCCCCAGUGUCACCCACCGUGGAACUGAGGCUGCAGGGCAUUCACUUGAGCCUGGAAGAUGAUGGUGUUGCACAAGAAUCGAUGAAAGGGCUAGAAAAUCAGGACAUGAAUAAGGAAGAGUUAAAGACUUUAUGGGGUACAAGUGAGAGUUCUGUUCAAAUUUUGAAAAGUAAGGUCUGUACAGAAGUCAGUGAGAAAGCUGGGCUAAUACCUUGCCACGAGGCAAUGAUAGUCAGUGCAGUCUUGAAGGAUGUUAACCAUAGUCUUACAUCUCUUCCUGAACCAGCUAGUCACAGUGUGUUGCAUGCAGAACCACAUAGUGACGAAACGAUGUCUCAGAUUACUUUAGGGGAACUUCCCUGCAGAAUUUUAACCAAGGCAUCUGUUGCUUUGGGACAAGACAGCAUUGCCCUUCAGAAAUUGAAUGAAGCAGCCACCAAACUUCAGGCCUGUUGGCGAGGGUUUUAUGCCAGGAACUACAACCCUCAAGCCAAAGAGGUGCGUUAUGAAAUCCGACUGCGCAGAAUGCAGGAGCACAUUGUCUGCUUAACUGAUGAAGUACGGAGACUAAGAAAGGAAAGAGAUGAAGAACGUGUUCAAAAAUUUGUACAAGAGGAGGCUAUGAGAUUCCUUUGGAACCAGGUAAGAUCUUUACAAGCUUGGCAGGAGACAGUAAAUCAGCGCCUGAUUUCCUGGAAUAAGGAUGUUCCUCCUAUAUCGAGUACUCUGGUGCCAUCUGAACCUCCACUAUUCACACAAAGUCAGGACCUCUCUUUUGAACAAAAUUCUGAUUGGUUCAUUGCUCAGGACCAAGUUCCUCAAGAAAAAUCCUUACCUGAAUUUCCAGAUUCUGGUUUUCAUUCUUCCCUAACAGAACAAGUUCAGUGUUUGCAAGAUUCUUUGGAUUUUGAAAACAAUUCUACAGAAGAUAGUGAAAGUUCCAUAAUGGGGAAUUCCAUUGACACAGUGAAAUAUGGCAAAGAGCCAGAUUUAGAGGAUGUUAGUGAAGAACAUGGUGAUUGGAGUAGGGAAAGCUCCCACACUGAGCAAGAUAAUAAUCUGCUUGAACAAUAUUUAACUUCAGUUCAACAGCUUGAAGAUGCCGAGGAGAGGACAAAUUUUAAUGAAGGAUCAGGAGAUAGUAAGCUUCAUAUAUCUGGUUCCCCAGACAAGUUAGAUGCCUUGUCUGACAGUGCUUCUGUAGAGGAGACCCAAAAUGUAUUUCCCACUUCACAAGAUGAAAUCAGCCAGGCACCAGAGAAUUGUAAAUUAAAUGCAGAAGUUCAGGGGCAGCAGUCAGAAUGUGAUUCCACAUUUCAGAUAUUGCAUGUUGGUAUUACUGUAUAAUAUAUCAGGCUUUUGGGAAAUAGAAAUGGAUGUAAUUUUUUUUAAAGAAUAUUUUCAUUUGCCUUUCUGCUUUUUAAAGGGGGAUACUACUUCCCUAUUUUGUUACUAUUUAUAUAAAAUUGAUAUUCUUGUAUCAUAUUUUUCAGAUUCUAGAUAUUGAGUUGUUUUCAUUUUGAUUUUGCUAGCUUUUU